Messenger RNA from Frankliniella occidentalis (western flower thrips), 3656 nucleotides. RefSeq lists its product as uncharacterized. The transcript is spliced from 2 exons. The record is from RefSeq and is a predicted model, not a curated record. Gene Ontology annotation, molecular function: protein binding. Bases 2081 to 3550 code for a protein of 489 amino acids. NCBI's taxonomy places the organism in Eukaryota, Metazoa, Arthropoda, Insecta, Thysanoptera, Thripidae.
GAAAAAAAAUUAAAAACCCUCACAAUUUUUUCACGAAAAUUUUAUUUUUUUCACAGUUUUUGGAAAUACUUCAAUUUGUUUCCGUUUCUUCUCUGGAAAAGUUUCCAACUGUUUCCAGGGAAAUUUAGGACUUUAAAAACCCCAGUCCCACUGCUUUAUUCCUCCGCUACCUGUAGUCGUCGUUGUACUUUCCCGCGCGUGCCCCUACCAUGUGUGUAUUUAACAAAUCCCCCGAUUGCGAGCCGGGGCGAACACCACGAGUAACGGCGAGCGUUGUACGACUGUUUGCGGCACGAACUCGCCCAGUUUGGCCGGGAGCCGAUUCUUCAGAAUCACAAACUCCACCCCCUCACCAGCGGUAUCGCCGCCGCGCCCGCCGCUGCCGCCUCCCCGUAGAGUGUGUCAGUCUAAUUUAUCAUUACGGAGCGAAGGGUAACUUGUGCCAGGAAAGUUAUAUAUGUCGUCGUCGGCGGCGUUGGCGGCGGCGGGGAGCGGCACAAAGUAGAGGAAGACCGGAGCAAAGUGCCGACUUCUCUGUUUUUUUCGUUGCUGCAGCGCACGAGUUUUGUGAUUUUGUUUUAGUAUGAGGUAGGCAAAAGCAAGCGGUGCGCCAGCACUCUAGUCUAGUGCGUCUCCGGGGAUAUCCAGUCGCCGAGAAUACGGGGUGUGCGGUAUACCGAUAUGCCGUUGGUAGUGCGAAUAAUCGUAUACUAUUGGUGUGAAUAAGCUAAAUAAGCACAACAACAUGCAGAAAGCAGGAUAGCACUAAGAGCAAAUUGGGUACAAUUUUAUGACGAUCAUAUUUAUUUUUCUUUGAAUUGGGCAAAAGAAAACGUGGGCUUGGCUUCACUUCUUUGUGCAACACUUGAAAAUGUAGUUUAGGUACACUGUCAAAACAGCUGGCAUACAAAGUAAAGUUAUUUUGCACUUCGCUUUAACUUAGCAUGCAGGUUCACAUGUGCCCAGUUCUAAAAAUAUUAAAAUUGUUCUAUGAGAUUAUACCUUAUUUGUUCUUACUUAGAACUACAGAACUUUAGUUCUACGUGUUAUCCUUAGCCAGGAUUUAAAAGUCUCUAAACUAGAAAAACGCGUUGAGAAUGGCUUGUUAGGAUAAAAGAUAACGAAAAGUUUCAUUGAAUGCCUUCCUUUGAAGUUGAAUAGUAUUUUAACUGUAACAUCUCUGUACGUAUAUGCUUUGCAUGUAUUCCUGGCCAUGAAAAACCUCCGAACUUCUACCUCUCGUUCAUACUAAACUGGGACUACGAAGCUAAAAACUUCAUUCAAGAUAUGAGUUAUGACAUUUUAUCAUAUUCAGACCAGUCUAUCCUAUGUCUUAUGUGAAUUACCUGACACAUAUUUUUAUAACGGUCUCAAUGUGUAAAUUCUACAAAUGUUUUCGCCUCCUUUAAUCAAAAAUAUAUUUUAUUAAAUUUUAGAAUUGUACUUCAAGGUAUUAAUCUGUGCAUCUAACACAUUGUUUAUAUUGUUUUUUCUGUGAUCUUAUGUAAUGUAAUGACCUCUCUUGUACAAUGCAAGAAAAUAAAAUGGAUUAUGAUUUCUGAAACCUUGUAGCUGGAAACUUUCCACAAAACAAAGUUCUGCUUGUUGUUGUGCUUUAUUCACACCGGGAGAAUAUGACUAUUCGCACUACCGGCAGAGCGGUAUACCGAACACCCGUAUUCUUAGGACGACUGGAUAGCCCCUCCGCAAGGAUAGCGCGAGAGUCGUGUCUCCCAAAAGUAGGAUGAUUUGCGUCGGGUGCGGGAGUUUCCUCCUUCUGAAACAGUGCGCUCGCUCCGCCUCGGCCGCCGCCGCCGCCUAAACCGGUCAGACCGGAAUAUUCCGUACAGGUCCGUCCGCGCGGCUGGGACUGUACAGUUUCGUUCGCGCGGCUGGGACUGUACUUUGGUAGCCGCCACAUACUCCGGACGCUGGGACUUGGGCGGGGCCGGCCCGGCCGAGCGCAAAGGUCAGUCAGUCCGACUAACUCUGUCGCGCUCGCGCUGUGUCGUUCGUUGUGGGCCGCAGACGCUCGGCGUAGAAGGUUCUAGCUCCUCUGACUCUCGUUUGCCUGUCGUCGAUGGACUCGAGCACCAUGCUCCUUGAUCAGCUGCCGGAGGACUUGCUGGCCGCCGUCAUGUCGCACCUGCGCUUGGAGGACGUGCUGGCCCUCCGCCUCAUGUGCAGGAGGCUGGCGGGCCUGGCCCAGCACCCCGACGUGUGGCGGCACCGAACCCUUGCCGUGUACGGCGGUCCCGGAUCGUGCCCGCUGCUGCGGCUGGCGCCGUGCGCGCGCGAGGUUUCGACCGUCGUCCCGAUGGAACCGGCGUGUCGCCACGGCGACCUGCGGACGACCUCGUGCGCCGCCAGAGCGCUGUCGAUCACCAUGGGGGACACCUUGGAGGAGUGCGGGCCGGAGGAGGUCGCGGACACCGUCCAGAUCGUCAAGCAGCAGGAGGCGCUCGGCCGGCUGCGAGCCGUGAGUUUACACUUCCUGGGCGGCUUCCUCGCCGAAGAGACCGCCGACUCGCUGCUGGGGGCGCUGGCUUCCACCCGCGGCCUCGAGAAGGUCACGCUGAGAGUUGGAAGCAGGUGCUGCUGGCAAGUCGUGCCCGCAACCGGUCAGCGCGGUGCCUGGGCGCCGUCCCUGAAGAGCUUCACGUGCGAUAUCCAGCCGUGGACAGUCGCCUUCUGCAACUACAUGCUGGCCGGGCACGCUGCCACCCUUGAGGCCGUCGACUUCGAGGACCACGACAUCUGCCCCGUCGACGCCACCCUCUCGCCGUUGCGCCUGCUGGCCGGCAUGCCCAACCUCCGCCAGCUGACCUGCCGUAUGAUGAACGGGCUGGGGGAGGUGGCCGCGUGCGAGUCGCUGCGGGCGCUGAAGCUCACCGUGCAGCCCGUCAGUGACGACAACAGCCCCGGGGCCCUGGAGCUCCUCCGUAGCGCCCACCAGCUCCGAUCCCUCCAUCUCUUCUUUCCCUAUGACGAUGCUGAAGAAGAUGAUGAUGGUGUUGGUGGUGGUGGUGGUGAGUUCGGUGCCGACCUGAUCAGGGCCCUCGCGUCGUCCGGGCGGUCGCAAGUGGAGGUGCUGUCCAUCGAAGUCGUGGGAUCGGCUCCUCAGCGUCCCCUCCUGGACCAGCUGCGGUUGGCGCUGCCCUCGCUGCCGGCCCUGCGACGGCUCGUCGUGGACCUGGACCCGGACGCGCUGCUGCGCGGCAUCACCCCCCUCACCGCCCCGUCCCUGCGGAGCCUCCAGAUACGCCUCUACGACUCGACGCAAAACGUCUGCUUUCACGCGUUACUGCACAGUGAGAAACUCGCGUCGCUCAUGUCGAGGAACCCCUUGCUGCACGUGGAGCUGCAAUACUUGACUUGCUUCCAAGACUUGUGCGACAAGUGCGUGCUCGGCUGCCACAGAGACUUGAAGAGUUUCAAAUUGGUCGGAGUUUUCGCGCACUCCAAAGACGAGUGUCCUUCCCCUGAAGACCACGCUACCAAUGGACGAUGCCGUUGGGUACACAUCAACGAUGUGGAUGUGCAACAUUGAUCAAUCAUUUUCGUAUUGUGAAACAUUCAGUAUGCAUACACAUGAUGUAAUUUAUUUUGCUCAACCUGUCAAUCAAUUAAUAAAAUGCAUAUUAUGUUCCAUUAAA